AUGCUCUCCUCUAGUCUGCAAACAACGAUCGCGCAGGCGACACCAAAAGAUGUAAAACUUAGUAUCCGUCAUCUGGUUACUAGUUCGACUCCAUGUCCGCCACUUUUCUCUCCUCCCCCCGGCCAAAGUGACGAGCACACGAGGUGUGAAAAUCAUUUCCUUACUGUGUCAAUUUGCCCGGACUUACCAGCGGAGGAUAUCAAGGACGAUGGCGCCGAAUUGUUCAUAUUCGCAAUCGAAGUACUGGUUUUCACUACUGCAAACCUUACAACCAUCUUCGUUUCCAAAGCCGAUUCGACGGGUUAUCUCUACAAAUUGAAACUUCCGCCAACAGUGAAAUCGUUGAUGCGGAGUAUUUCAACGUCUUUUUUGUCGCAUCUAAUCUCUCUACGCCAGAGACAUGGGAUUAGACUUGUUCUCUCUCUUUUUGCACGCGCACAAAACCAGUACCUCUUCCCAGGUAGCAUGGAAAAUCCACACAAACAUAUUUUGGACGAUCGAGGUUUGGUUAAAUGGUGGUGCCGUGUGGUUGACCCGAUUGUCAGACGUUACGAACCUGAAACACAAGUUGAUGUCAGUAAUGGACGAGUUGCAGGGGGAAAAGAUUGUGAUAGUGAAGCGAAGGCUGCGUCAGCAACGGCGUACCUGAUAGUUCCGGGCUGCGACAAGUUCGAGUCGAGGGCAUUCUUGCCACCAUCUGCAAAACUAGAUCCCCAGGACAGGCGACGCUGGCUCAACUCCUACCCUCUGCAUCAAAUAUGUGGAUCGCGAACAGCACCACCGCGUUGCCAAGUCCCACGCUUCCCAGAUGACCCGAAAUCUCGAUUUCUCCUGGAGCUUGACGACGAAAUUCCCGAUAUAACAAAUGAAAUGAAUAGUGGACAAUGGCUCAGUAUCAAGACCAUAGAUCAAUUCUGGGAGAUGAUGGCGUUUAGGCAGGAAUGUUCUUCUGGCCGUUUAGUCGGGUUCUUGUGGGUAGUAAUAAACCCUCCUGGACUUCUAAACUCUGUUCCAAUGGCUCCUUCGACUUGUCAGAACGAAAAUAAUCAAGUCACGUAUGAUUUCGCAUCAGUAUCGGAUGAUAAAUGCAUUUCUAGGAUGGGUGAUGCGACAUCUUUGAAUUCAACUUCUGAAACAGAACCAAACCAUCCAAGCGGAGGCUCUAUCAUGAGGGAGCUCGAAGCGCAGUCCCAAGGGAAGGGUACAUGCGAUGCUAUUUCUCCGCCACAGCCUGACCGUGGGGUAAAAGAAACGCCAACGCACCCAACCGAGUCUUUAUCCAAAAGUGCCGUAGGCGCGAUUAUCCUAAGCGACAAAAACUACCAAGAUCUCAUGAAACUGCUUGUCGAACUCGAUUUCGACAACGAAAAGGCAGCCGUCGAGAGCACUAAUUCCUGGCUCUCCAAACUCUCCACCAUAAUUGGUCGAAGCAACCAUGGUGCUAUUGUGAUUGGGGAAUGCCAGUCUAUCGAACCUUCAACGCAAGAAUCUACAAAUAUUUUAAAUCUUUUGAGUGGAGGUUUGAUCAGAAAGCGGAAGAAGGGACCUGCGGAUGCCGAAACCCCAAUGGAUGGUGACGCUCGUCCGGAUUCUUCAAUGACCGGUACUAGUGAAGGCAUCAAUAGCCAAGAAGAGUCACCACGUAACUCUGAUCCGCAAGUAACCGCUCCUACGAUUAACGUUCUCAAUGGGUGCAUGAUUCGGAAAAGGCAUAAAAAAGAGGAAUCUUAA
This is a messenger RNA of Paracoccidioides lutzii Pb01, 1731 nucleotides long. RefSeq lists its product as hypothetical. The record is from RefSeq and is a predicted model, not a curated record. Gene Ontology annotation, molecular function: histone H3K56 acetyltransferase activity. Gene Ontology annotation, biological process: DNA damage response. The transcript has a single exon. Gene Ontology annotation, cellular component: nucleus. The coding region runs from base 1 to 1731 and encodes 576 amino acids.